Daphnia magna is the source of this 623-nucleotide messenger RNA. RefSeq names its product neuropeptide-like protein 31. The coding region runs from base 147 to 446 and encodes 99 amino acids. The transcript is spliced from 5 exons. NCBI's taxonomy places the organism in Eukaryota, Metazoa, Arthropoda, Branchiopoda, Diplostraca, Daphniidae. The record is from RefSeq and is a predicted model, not a curated record.
AAAUGCGUGCAUGGCAUCAGAACGAACGCGCUUGGUGCACGACUGGUAUAUAAACCACACGCCAGUUUAGACCAAAACACUCUCAAACCGAGGAGCAAACAAGACAGAGAUUCAGCUCUUCUAGUAUCAUCUAAAACUCGAGAAAAAUGUUCAGCUACAAGUUGCUGCUGGUUUGCCUUAUGGUCGUUCAUUGCGUCCUAAGCUUGCCCGUCGGAGAUGAAUUGGUUGGUGGUGAAAACAGUGCCGAAGACCAGGAUGUUGAUGACCUUUUGACUGCCGAACAUCACAGAGGAGGAUACGGCGGCUAUUACAGACCAAGCUACGGAUACGGCGGUUAUGGCGGCUACGGAGGCUACGGAGGUUACGGAGGUUACGGAGGUUACGGUGGAUAUGGUGGACACGGACAUGGACAUCACCACCAUCACCAUGGUUACUACGGCAAGUAAACGUGACACCUAACAUUUCUUCGCAAACAGCCCUGAUCCACAAGUUGUUACCUUCCAUUGACUGCAGAUCGCCAGUUCUCCAUUUCUUAUUUGUUAUUCCGUUGUUAUCUAUUCGUUAUCUUCUUUUAAGGAGCAUGCUUAAAUCGGCAAUAAACCUUAUGACAUUUGGCUCUCAAA